Messenger RNA from Schistosoma turkestanicum, 2313 nucleotides. NCBI's taxonomy places the organism in Eukaryota, Metazoa, Platyhelminthes, Trematoda, Strigeidida, Schistosomatidae. The record is from the annotation of a GenBank genome assembly.
UGGACGGUAAGGCGCAAUUUAGACGACAUACGCUACGAGUAAGUGUCUGUUCUCCUUAUUAGCCCUCUGGAUUGCGGAUCUGUUAACUUUUGUAGGACGAACUGUUAUUUGUCAAACAAACUGUUAGCUCAGUACUUGCUGUUCGUAUGCGCUUCACAAUCCUGGAUUUUCCGGAUGGACACUUGUCUAACUCAGAUAUGCAUUGGCUAAAAAUGUACUACACAACGCGUAUACUUCUAGUCAUUCAGUGAAUAAACAUCUGUAUUUGUUUUGAAAAGAAUUAUUCAUGACAUUUCAAAACUAAUAAUUAGGUGGAUAUUUUAUAUGGCUGACAUUUGUAGUGACGUAUAAUAUUCCUGUACGUUUUCUAAAUAGUGUUAGCAAGAGUCUGCACAUAGAAGAAGUUUUUAAUGUCUUUAUUGCUCAUUUAGAAUAAUAAGAUGUAAUCGAAAGUUUUACACAGCUUUUAUCGUUAUUAUAUGUAAACCUAAGCAGUCCAAUGUUUAUCGUUAGUUAUUCAGUUUUCCGUGUUUAACGUAAAGUCUAUAGAGAUUUCUAUCGUUUAAGUCGCAUUUCCUUCAAGUUUCUUAUGAGAGCUUCACCAACGCUGGAAUAUUUGUUACACCAAGUUUAAUAACCCCCUCAGAACAAUCGUCGGUAGUUUAUGUCGAAGUUUACUGAAUCCAUUCUUGCAUUUACAGUCAUAUAACUUAAAAAUGAUUAGUAACUGCUUCUCCAACAUGUUAGAGCCUGGUUAAGAUUACAACAAUUGUCAUUGGUGUGUGGCGUUAACUAAUAUGUUUCAAUUUUUCUAACCGCGACUAGGAAAAUAGUAGCCAAAAUAUGACAGUAGGAUCACUCCGGAUCUUGUGUUGCUGUAUCAGAUUGCUUCGGAAUAAUCGUUAGCGUUAUCACAACCUAUAUAAAGUUCUGUACAAUAUGACUCAUGGAAAUCAGCAGCAUUGAUUCUCAGAAGUUCCGAAUAGGAGAUCUCCAAAAGAAGUUUACUCCCUUUUUACCCGAAGAACACAGAAUAUUGAAGGAAAGUGAGGCUAACGGUCUUGUUACCUCUGAGUUUAAAAAGAUUGUAACUGAUUCUUCAAUAUUCGAACAGCUUGAGAACGAUUGCAGUAUUGAGAAUUUAUGCUUCGACGGUGAGUAUACAACUCUAGAAGAAGUAUUAAAAAUCGUACCGUCGAGGAAAGAUGAAAGGCAGCUGAAAACUCUAACUCACUUAUUAAAAGAAACCGAAGGUCUGAAUCAUAGAAAAUCCAUCCUCUCAGCGACGCAAAGAAAUCCUCGACCAUUUGUUGAUAUGUCUUAUCGAAAUUCCGUCGAUGAAUCUCCAGAGGCUACGGAAGUCACCCAGGAUACAUUCGUGACUAUUCUUGUCUACCGACCGUUUUGCCUUCCUAAUAUUGAUCCAUGUACACAGUCUCGACAACUGGUCAUUACUCAGAGGCUGGUACUGCUAUCCAAACAAAAUCUUACAGUCCUAAGGGAAGCUAUAAAGUGUUCACAAGAUAAAGUUUGGUUAGGAGAUUGUAGUGAGGCCCUUGACAAUCCUGAGCUUCAUGUUUCGGCGGAUAAAAUCUACCCGUCGUCAUACUUUUUUAUUGAAGGGACUUUUUAUGAUGAUCUACGAAAUGCAAACAGUAAAAGCCUUGGGCAAGAGGUUAUACAAUGGGCCAAAAGCAAGAAAGAACUUAAAACGCAUGUGCCUUUUACGUCAUCAUCGAUGGAAUCGGCGACUCUUGAAAACCUUGUUAUUUGUAUUGGAAAGCCAUAUUUCUUCGUACAUCAAGGAAAUUGUGAACAUAUGAUUAUCUUUUCUGAUAUUCGUCUUGUAGAUCGAGAUUCAUGUCAGACUCCGUCCUCAUUUCCAAUGCUCACUGGUCGAUGUAGUGUACGAGUAUUGCAUUGUUUUGUUUGCAGACGUCUUGCAUCCCGUUGGAUAGUUACAGAGUGUGGAACUAUUUUGCCUAUUGAUCCAUGUCCAAUAUGUGAUGUAUGCCUUCGAUUAUUGCUUUACACUGCUGAUGGAAAGAAGAUUAAUCCAUGUUUUCGAGUUUUGAUGUAUUGUGGGGAAGAAAUCGUUAUGUAAACCUCAUGUAAAUAAUUUCAAAUAAAUAUUUUUUUAAAAACACUUCAAUUUUCACGGACUAAACUCUGAAAUCCCUCUAGUAAGCAGUUCGCUGUUUUUUGUAGAAUUUCGAUAAUCUAGCUAAAAAUGCGUCGUAACUAACUUUGACUGAUUGUUGACGUUUUAAACUAAUUUCUGUAUCUUGUAGACGGUAAAUCCAAUGGGUUUAC